Molecule: messenger RNA, 1448 nt
Organism: Centropristis striata (black sea bass)
Lineage: Eukaryota; Metazoa; Chordata; Actinopteri; Perciformes; Serranidae
Product: homeobox protein Hox-B3a-like
Exons: 2
Coding region: 1-840 (279 amino acids)
Biological process (GO): regulation of transcription by RNA polymerase II
Cellular component (GO): nucleus
Molecular function (GO): DNA-binding transcription factor activity, RNA polymerase II-specific; RNA polymerase II cis-regulatory region sequence-specific DNA binding
Source: RefSeq, a predicted model, not a curated record
AUGGAAAUGCAGAGAACCAGCGCGACACAAAACCUCCAGCAGCACCAAAGCUUCUUCUUCUGCAGCGGCGAGGCUCUGCAGGACGACGUCGGCGGGUUCGGGUGCACAGCAGCAGCAGCAGCAGGAGCAGCAGCAGCACACCAACAACUGGCGCAAGUAGACGCGUUCGAGCGCAAGAGGUCGAAACAGCAAAAGUUUCCUGCAAGCAAAAAGAUUUUCCCCUGGAUGAAAGAGUCCAGAGCCUCCAGCCAGAAGGCCGGCAGGAGGAGCGCAGACUGCAGCGUCACAGAGAAGUGUCCAGGCGCGACCCCGGCCUCCAAGAGGACGCGCACCGCGUACACGAGCGCGCAACUGGUGGAGCUGGAGAAGGAGUUCCACUUCAGCCGCUACCUGUGCAAGCCGCGGCGCGUGGAGAUGGCCAACCUGCUCAACCUCCACGAGAGGCAGAUCAAGAUCUGGUUCCAGAACCGGAGGAUGAAGCAGAAGAAGGACGAGCGGCUGCAGGGCCUCCCCGCCGCCACGUCCCCCUGCUCGCCCCCGUCCUCCCCCUCCGCCCCGGGCAGCCCAACUCUGUCCAGCCUGGGCUACGUCCACCUGGGCGGGGACUACCCGCCGGCCUCCCCUCCGCUCAAGCCCCAGCCCCAGCCCCAGCCCCAGCAGCAGUAUCCGGCAGAGUACUCCAAGUACCCGGCCCCGGGCUUCACGCACGGUCCGCAGUUUAACGCGCAGUACCACACGCACGCGACCUCACGCACACACGUGGAUAUUAACGGCUCAUAUUUCCCACAGAGCUGCACUCAGGACAGAAUCAUGCAAGCUCCAAAACUGACUCAUCUGUAGCAGAAACAUGAACAAAAACACUUUUAAUUCAUAGAAAAGGACUUUCUUGAUGCAUGCAUUUUUAUUAUUUAUUGAUUUGACUAAUUAGCCUAAAUAUUUAUUUGUAUUUAUUAUGUUAACUUUCACGCAUGGGCCUCCACACACAUCCAGCCCUGUGUUUGUUACAUUUAAAUGUUAUUUCAGCUACAUAAAUAAACAGUUUGUUGAGACUUCAGCGCAGUGAAUCCUCCUGAGAGCCAGAAGAGAAAAAGACUGUAACGCAGCCAAAACGUUGGAAUAAAUGGCAACUUUCCUUGUUUUUCUUUGGCUUGUUUGUUAAAGCUUAAUUAGCACUUGAGUUCUAUAACAUCAAAUUAACUUACUUAAUUACAAGGUGGAGUGUGGACGUGAUAUUAAAUUAUAAUCGUUAUAAAAGAAGCCAGUGUGGUUUUUUAAAACGUGUCUUUUGUUCUUUUGGGCCACACAGGCUGUCAAUCUGGAGAAAGAGCGCAUGAUGGAUCACUGAGUCUCUGCGCUGCUUUCCAGCCUGUCUGCAGGAUCCAUGCUGCCGACAGGCCGAAGAAAUGCUUCGGUAAUAAUCAGAUAAUAUAUCUUAACACCCAAGUUAU